AUGGGAGACGAGGCUGCUGAGAACCUUCGCUUGAUGAUCGAGUUUGCCAAGAGGGGCCAAAUUCCCCAGAUCGAGGGCUUCCUCGAUGAGCAGGUGCCGAUCAAUGGAGUCGACCAUUUGGGCUGCACAGCGCUCCACUGGGCUGCCAGCGGCGGUCACGCUGAGGCCAUCGAAUUCCUUGCUUCCCGAGGCGCGAACGUCAACGCCGUCGCCAAGGAUGGCGAUACCCCCCUUCACAAGGCCGCAUGGCGCAACCACCCUCAGGCUUGCAGCGCUCUGGUCGCUGCGGGCGCCGACAGGAAGGCUCGCAACGCCGAGGGCAAGCUCGCGUCCGAACUGGCCCGUGACGGCUCGUGCAAGCGCGUCUGCACUCCCCUCCCCGAAGUUGGCGCCACCACGAACCCACUAUUGAGGGCCAUGGAGGAAGCCGCCCUCAUGGACGAUGAUGAGGACGAUUAA
This is a messenger RNA of Acanthamoeba castellanii str. Neff, 459 nucleotides long. RefSeq names its product Ankyrin repeat containing protein. The record is from RefSeq and is a predicted model, not a curated record. The coding region runs from base 1 to 459 and encodes 152 amino acids. Gene Ontology annotation, molecular function: protein binding. Gene Ontology annotation, cellular component: cytoplasm; nucleus. The transcript is spliced from 4 exons. Lineage: Eukaryota; Discosea; Longamoebia; Acanthamoebidae.